UCGAUGCAUGCUGAUGCCACGCCAAAAUCCGACCGGUACGUGCACACACGAGUAAAGACCCUAAUGUCCGAGCCUCCGAAGUGCUGCAUCUGCCUGGACGAGUUCACCAGCCCUGCUCUCCUGCCCUGUGGACACUGCUUCUGCCUGGGAUGUAUCGGCGAAUAUUGGAGGAUCCACGGGGCCUGUCAGUGCCCACUCUGCAAGGCCAUUUUCCCCACGAGGCCGCCGCUCAUAACGGCCCAAACGCCACAUGCUGGUGCCCCGACCGAGGAGGCGGCCGUGCCUUUAAAAGCUGGGGAGGUUCCCUGUGAUCUCUGCCCAACGAAGCGUAGGGCGGUCAAGUCCUGCCUGGUGUGCCUGGCCUCCUACUGCGCCACUCAUCUGGAGCCACACUACCGGAGAGAAGCUCUUGGGCGCCAUCUCCUGAUCAGUGUGGGGAAGAACCUGGAGGACUCCGUGUGUAGGCUGCAUGGGAGGCAGUUGAACAAGUUCUGCAGGAGCGACCAAACGUGCAUCUGUGCCAUGUGCGCCCAGUCCGAACACAGGGGCCAUCACAUUAUCUCUGUCAGCAGGGAGGCUACAAAGAAGAAGGUUAAACUGAAAUGGAGAAGGAUGAAACUUCAGCAAGCCAUUCAAGAGAGACUGAGUAAAGUUGAGAAAAUCAAGCUCUCCGUAAAUCCAAAAGAGUCAAGGGCUCAAAACAAAGAGCUCAUCGGACAACUGGAGGAAGAAAUCUCGGAGCUGCAGAGCCGAAGCGCUGAGCUGGAGCAGCUCUCGCAGACUGAAGACGACCUCCACUUCCUACAGACAUUUACAGCUUGGACGGACACCUUCAAAUGACACCUUCAAGAUAUAUUUGUGGGAGAAUAAACAAAUAUCUCACCAAUAUAUACCGAUAGACUUCCUGGUGGAGGUAAUAGUUUGGGACAUAACCUCCCGAAAAUGGCAAAUUGGCCUUUUUACGCAUCUUUUUUUGUGGGGAAUAAA
Cyclopterus lumpus (lumpfish) is the source of this 987-nucleotide messenger RNA. RefSeq names its product E3 ubiquitin-protein ligase TRIM47-like. The coding region runs from base 4 to 840 and encodes 278 amino acids. Gene Ontology annotation, molecular function: zinc ion binding. The record is from RefSeq and is a predicted model, not a curated record. The transcript is spliced from 3 exons. Lineage: Eukaryota; Metazoa; Chordata; Actinopteri; Perciformes; Cyclopteridae.